This is a messenger RNA of Kogia breviceps (pygmy sperm whale), 3108 nucleotides long. It is a transcript of the gene CUL1, whose product is annotated as cullin 1. The record is from RefSeq and is a predicted model, not a curated record. Gene Ontology annotation, cellular component: SCF ubiquitin ligase complex. Gene Ontology annotation, molecular function: protein-macromolecule adaptor activity; ubiquitin protein ligase binding. Gene Ontology annotation, biological process: protein ubiquitination; SCF-dependent proteasomal ubiquitin-dependent protein catabolic process. NCBI's taxonomy places the organism in Eukaryota, Metazoa, Chordata, Mammalia, Artiodactyla, Physeteridae.
GGAGGAGGCGGGAGCCGUAUCGCACGCAGCUCCAGGCGGGGCAGCCCCGGCGGCUGAGGGACGCGGCGAGACCUUGGCGGGACGGGGAUUUAACCGGGGCCGGGCCCAGCGACCAGGUGGAGACGUCGCCGGAGCCAUUUAGGCACCCGGAAAAUGCGGGUUUGCCUGCAAUGAGAUUUCAUCCUCUGCCUUUAAAGGACGUCCUUUCUGAACUGCUGUGAAUAAAUUUGGAAUGAUACUGUAUAUUUUCAUCUAAUGGAGAAGUAGCUGUACCUUGAAUAAGGAUUGCUGCACUGGACGACUUCAGAAUAUUGCUCAACGAUGUCAUCCAACAGGAGUCAGAAUCCCCAUGGACUGAAGCAGAUUGGCCUUGACCAGAUCUGGGACGACCUCAGAGCCGGAAUCCAGCAAGUGUAUACCAGGCAAAGUAUGGCGAAGUCCAGAUACAUGGAACUCUACACUCACGUUUAUAACUACUGCACAAGUGUUCACCAGUCAAACCAAGCUCGUGGGGCUGGUGUCCCUCCUUCUAAAUCAAAAAAGGGGCAGACGCCGGGGGGAGCUCAGUUUGUUGGCUUGGAAUUGUACAAACGGCUUAAAGAAUUUUUGAAGAAUUACUUGACAAAUCUUCUUAAGGACGGAGAAGAUUUGAUGGACGAGAGUGUUCUGAAGUUCUACACCCAGCAGUGGGAGGACUACCGGUUCUCCAGCAAAGUGCUGAACGGGAUCUGCGCCUACCUCAACAGACACUGGGUCCGCCGCGAAUGUGACGAAGGCCGGAAAGGAAUCUACGAAAUUUACUCCCUUGCAUUGGUGACUUGGAGAGAUUGUCUUUUCAGGCCAUUGAAUAAACAGGUAACAAAUGCUGUUUUAAAACUGAUUGAAAAGGAAAGAAAUGGUGAAACCAUCAAUACAAGACUGAUAAGCGGAGUUGUACAGUCUUACGUGGAACUGGGACUGAAUGAAGAUGAUGCCUUUGCGAAGGGCCCAACGCUAACAGUGUACAAAGAAUCCUUUGAGUCUCAGUUUUUGGCUGACACAGAGAGAUUUUAUACCAGAGAGAGUACCGAAUUCUUGCAGCAGAACCCGGUUACUGAAUACAUGAAAAAGGCGGAGGCUCGUUUGCUGGAGGAGCAGCGGAGAGUCCAGGUCUACCUUCACGAAAGCACCCAGGACGAGCUAGCCAGGAAGUGCGAGCAGGUGCUCAUCGAGAAGCACUUGGAGAUUUUCCACACAGAGUUUCAGAAUUUAUUGGAUGCCGACAAAAAUGAAGAUUUGGGUCGCAUGUAUAAUCUUGUAUCUAGAAUCCAGGAUGGCCUGGGAGAAUUGAAAAAACUCCUGGAGACACACAUUCAUAAUCAGGGUCUUGCAGCGAUUGAAAAGUGUGGAGAAGCUGCUUUAAAUGACCCCAAAAUGUAUGUACAGACAGUGUUGGAUGUUCAUAAAAAAUACAACGCCCUAGUGAUGUCAGCGUUCAACAACGAUGCUGGGUUCGUGGCCGCACUGGACAAGGCUUGCGGUCGCUUCAUAAACAACAACGCAGUUACCAAAAUGGCUCAGUCGUCCAGUAAAUCCCCGGAGUUGCUGGCUCGAUACUGUGACUCCUUGUUGAAGAAGAGCUCCAAGAACCCAGAAGAAGCAGAACUAGAAGACACGCUCAACCAAGUGAUGGUGGUCUUCAAGUACAUAGAGGACAAAGACGUGUUUCAGAAGUUCUAUGCGAAGAUGCUGGCCAAGAGGCUCGUCCAUCAGAACAGUGCAAGUGAUGAUGCUGAAGCAAGCAUGAUCUCUAAGUUAAAGCAAGCUUGUGGUUUCGAGUAUACCUCUAAACUUCAGCGGAUGUUUCAAGACAUUGGUGUAAGCAAAGAUUUGAAUGAGCAGUUCAAAAAGCACCUGACGAAUUCAGAGCCUCUGGACUUGGAUUUCAGUAUUCAAGUUCUGAGUUCUGGAUCGUGGCCCUUUCAGCAGUCUUGUACGUUUGCCUUGCCGUCGGAGCUGGAACGGAGUUACCAGCGAUUCACGGCGUUUUACGCCAGCCGACACAGUGGCAGGAAAUUGACAUGGUUGUAUCAGCUGUCAAAAGGAGAAUUGGUAACAAACUGCUUCAAAAACAGAUACACUUUGCAGGCAUCUACAUUCCAGAUGGCCAUCCUGCUCCAGUACAACACAGAAGACGCUUACGCCGUGCAGCAGCUGACAGACAGCACCCAGAUCAAAAUGGACAUCUUGGCACAAGUCCUACAGAUUUUAUUGAAGUCGAAGUUAUUGGUCUUGGAAGACGAAAAUGCAAAUGUUGAUGAGGUGGAAUUGAAGCCAGAUACCUUAAUAAAAUUAUAUCUUGGUUAUAAAAAUAAGAAAUUAAGGGUUAACAUCAACGUGCCAAUGAAGACGGAACAGAAGCAGGAACAAGAAACCACACACAAAAACAUCGAGGAAGAUCGCAAGCUGCUGAUCCAGGCGGCUAUUGUGAGAAUUAUGAAAAUGAGGAAGGUUCUAAAGCACCAGCAGUUACUUGGAGAAGUACUGACCCAGCUGUCCUCAAGAUUCAAGCCUCGGGUCCCAGUAAUUAAGAAAUGCAUUGACAUUCUGAUCGAGAAAGAAUAUUUGGAGCGAGUGGAUGGUGAAAAGGACACCUACAGUUACCUGGCCUGACCCUCCUGGAGGGGUCUGACCGCGGCGCAGCCCCUCGUCCCGCGGGAAGGAUGGAGACGAGGCGGCGGCGGCGGCGGUAGCGGCGCCGCCGCCACGCGGACCUCCUGCUCGGCCCGAGGCCCAGGCUCCCAUCGCGGGCUCCGGGCAAUGAGAACUGCUCAGGAUCGCCACACUUCACGUCUGUAAAUACGGACACCGACGCCAUUUAAGCUAAUUUAAGACCAGAGGGGAUGGAACCUUCCUCGCUGAGGGCUGCAUGCUUCUGCAUCCGAAUCAACCCAUUGGCCACGUGAAUGACAGCGGCCGGCCGGGCGGCCCUUCGGAGGCCGGCAGCGCCUGGAGAGCAGGUCUGAAUGGACCCACGUGUAAUCCGCUAUGAAAAACCAUUUGUAUAGUGUGUUUCAUUUUUUAAUGUGUGAAAAUAAAGAAAAUUACAGGAUUUCUGUACAAGUCGCA